Molecule: messenger RNA, 423 nt
Organism: Exophiala bonariae
Lineage: Eukaryota; Fungi; Ascomycota; Eurotiomycetes; Chaetothyriales; Herpotrichiellaceae
Exons: 2
Coding region: 1-423 (140 amino acids)
Biological process (GO): positive regulation of helicase activity; mitochondrial DNA replication
Cellular component (GO): mitochondrial nucleoid
Molecular function (GO): single-stranded DNA binding
Source: RefSeq, a predicted model, not a curated record
AUGUCAUUCCUCACGAGACAGAUGACCUCCAAGGUCCCCAGACUCGCGACUCGCGCCUUCUCUACCAGCCGGCCUUCGCAAUUGGCCCGCAUCACCGUGGUCGGCCGCCUAGGCGCUGAACCAGAGGUGGUCGAGACCGCAAAAGGCUCCACCCUCGUCAAAUACGUCGUUGGCACCAGCCAAGGACCAAAAGAUAACAGGACAACUUCAUGGUUUCGUGUGACCAGUUUCGCGGAGGGUCCCCAGAGAGAUUUCAUCACAGGACUACCCAAAGGGACCUUGGUCUACCUCGAAGGUGAUGCUGCAAUGCGUCAAUAUGAGGAUACCGAGGGCAAAAACAGGACUGCCUUGAGCAUAGUGCAGACGAAGCUGGAUGUUCUUCAGAGACCACGCGUGGAGUCUACCGAGUCCAGUGAAGAGUAA